Messenger RNA from Adineta ricciae, 1152 nucleotides. NCBI's taxonomy places the organism in Eukaryota, Metazoa, Rotifera, Eurotatoria, Adinetida, Adinetidae. The record is from the annotation of a GenBank genome assembly.
AUGGCAUCAACAAACGAAUUAUCAACUGAACCACUCGACAAUUCAACUAUAUGUGCAGAUCAACUUAUCAGUGAAUUGCUGGAUGGUCGUUUAGGUCGCAUUAUCUGGGGAAUUCUUCAAAUAGUUCUUACAGUUGUUGGAGAUAUAGGAAAUAUUCUAACGUUAGUAGUACUUAAUCAGCGUUUGAUGCGGAAAGGUGGUGUUAAUAAUCUACUUCAAGGUCUUGCAAUCAGUGACAUCGUUGCGCCAACUUUUGCGUGCAUUCCACAUCUAUUCUAUUAUUAUGGACCUCGAGAAAACGAUAGUUUGAUAAAUUUCAUUAAUUUAUAUGUAACACCUAUUGCCACAGGUGCAACCUUUUGUUCAAAUUGGAUUGUUGUGACCAUAACAAGUUUUCGUUUGCUGAUUGUGCUCAAACCGCUCUAUUCACAGGUUUAUUGUUCCAUUCGGAAUGAAAAGAAAGUGUUAAUUAUUAUUGGUCUAUGUAGCAUUCUUUCCAUAACACCUUAUUAUUAUUAUCAUCGAAAUCCGAAUGCGAUGAAUGUCCUACGCGUCAUAUCAGCUGUUCUCUCGUUGUUAUGUCCGUGGGUUGUAUGUGUAAUUCUCUGGAUCUUACUUCUUCGUAUUGUCAAUCGAGAGAUUGGUACGAAGAGAUCGAAUGAGUUUACUCUGCAUCCAAAUAUUACUGCUCAACGUUUGAAAUCGAAAUCACGAAUAACUAAGAUGAUCUUAAUCAUCUGUUUUUUUAAUAUCAUUUGCCAAUUACCGGUCUUGAUCUUAACUGUAUUGAGUCUUUUGAACGAAAAUCCAUGUACUUAUGCACCAGCUAUCACCUUCGUUUGUCUACUUUUUCUAUCUAAUAUCUUAUUAAUCGUCAAUCACUCAAUCAAUUUCAUCAUUUAUUCCUUGACAAAUACUAAAUUUCGUUGUGCAUUGAAAAUCAUGUGCCGACGUCUCUGUUCAUUCUAUCAUCACCGACUUAUUCACCAACAAAUCACUAUUUCCACGAAAUACGACAAAGUGCAGAACAAAAUCGAACGUUAUCCUCGAUCGAACUCAAACAGUUUCGAAAAUCCACGUUUGAUUAUAUCCAUGCGAUCGAUCAAUUCCACAAAAUAUAAUAUGAACAAAACGACACAUUUGCUUGUAUAG